GCGACAAGCAACUUUUUUCCCAAACACAAAAAACAAAACAAUCAUGGCACGCAGAACAAAGACACUGGCCGAGCAGCUCGCUGAGCUUGACAACCCUGCUCCCAAGGACUUUGAUCCGGAAGAGGAGCCGCCACAGGACGACAGCGAUGAGGAUGUCUCGGAUGACGAUAAUGCCGCCGCCGCAAGAGAACAUUACGUCGAUGUUGGCAAGAGCAAGUUGCGCAAGCGCGAUGUAGUACCCCUCGGACCCAGAUACGAUGGAGCUCAGAUCAGCAGAGAUGCGGCUACUGGAGAAGACGAGGAUGAGGAUGAUCCGUUCAGCAAGGGCUUCGACGAGGAAGAGAGUGAGGAUGAUGUUGAUGACGCUGCUGAGCUUUCUGCCUCCGAGGGCGAGGAUGAGGAUGUCAGUGACGAGGACGAGGACAUGGAAGAUGGCGACGAGAGCCCCGCUACCGACAUGAGCGACGAAGACGAUCAAGACUCGGACGAAGACGACAACAGACAAGUCGAGGACAAGACGGAGCUCCGCAAGAUGAUGGCCGAAGAACAAAAGACCGUAGCAGCCAGCCUCUCCCAAGCCGCAAAGCAAGACGCAGAAAAAGGUCGCGCCGUAAAGGCCCAACGCACAACCUUUGACUCGCUCCUCAACACACGCAUCAAGCUUCAAAAGGCUCUCAUCGGCACAAACACCCUCACCGGUGUCAUCACCACCUCUCCACCUACAAAAGACACCCAAGCCGCCUUCCUCGCCGCCGAAACCGCAGCCUUUACACUCUGGUCAACGCUGAACUCACUCCGCGAAACCCUGGAAUCUUCCCGCACAGGCCGUAAACGCAAACACAGCGCAUACACCCUAGAUACACCAACCUCGGACCUCUAUGCUUACAUGAAGUCGCAAGAACUUUCCGUGCAACCCACCCGCGCCACAAUCCUGGAGAAGUGGAACCAAAAAGCCAGAGGAGCUUCUGCAAUCACCACAAAGAACAAAUUGAACAACACUUCCUCAUCGCAAGGUCUGGUUGACGUUCUGCAGGAGCAGUUACAUGGAGAUCGAUUGAUCAAAAGAGCCAGAACACCCCGCUCUUGCGCUCCUCUCCAACUCUCCACCCCUGCCGCUUCCACAGAGCAAGAAAGCAACAUCUACGACGACGCAGACUUUUACUCUUUGCUACUCCAAUCCCUUCUCUCCCAACGCAGCGCCGACUCCAUCGCCGCAUCGACCUCAUCCACAAUCUCUCUAAACUCAAGCUUCCAAAUGCGCCGCGAAGCAAAAACGAAGAAAAACAUCGAUACCAAAGCUAGUAAAGGAAGGAAAAUGAGGUUUACGGUGCAUGAAAAGUUGGAGAAUUUUAUGGCCGUGGAGGAUAGGAAUGUUUGGGAGGAGAGGGCCAAGGAUGAGUUGUUUGGGAGUUUGUUUGGGAGGAGGGUUGGGUUGGGUGAGGAUGAUGAGGAUGAUGAUGGCGAGGAUGAGGUGGAUGGAGAUGGGGAGGGCGCUGAGGAGGCUGGGUUGAUGAUGUUUAGGAGUUAAGAUGGACAGUAGC
Molecule: messenger RNA, 1541 nt
Organism: Aureobasidium subglaciale EXF-2481
Lineage: Eukaryota; Fungi; Ascomycota; Dothideomycetes; Dothideales; Saccotheciaceae
Exons: 2
Coding region: 44-1528 (494 amino acids)
Biological process (GO): maturation of SSU-rRNA from tricistronic rRNA transcript (SSU-rRNA, 5.8S rRNA, LSU-rRNA)
Cellular component (GO): nucleus; nucleolus
Source: RefSeq, a predicted model, not a curated record